This is a messenger RNA of Cylicocyclus nassatus, 323 nucleotides long. NCBI's taxonomy places the organism in Eukaryota, Metazoa, Nematoda, Chromadorea, Rhabditida, Strongylidae. The record is from the annotation of a GenBank genome assembly.
UAUUCACAGUCGGUGAGGAUAAGCGCUUCUGCCUUCUACAAACAUGAGUCUAUUUUUGAUCAGUUUUCUUCUGUUCUCUAUUCUUAUGACAAGCGACGCAACUUUUGUCAAAACCGACACAAUGUGUCGGGACACACCUUGUACCGAGCAAACCGACAAAAUGUGUCGGGACUCUUGUGUUCGCAAAGGAUAUUCAAGUGGAAGAUGUAAAUUCUACACGGGAAUGUUUCUACAGUGCAGGUGCGAUCCAGAGGGAAGGAUUUGAAUAUGCUUGGUUUCAAGGCACAUUUACAUCAAACGUUUCCAACUUUGUGCAUGAAUUU